This is a messenger RNA of Cynara cardunculus var. scolymus (artichoke), 465 nucleotides long. RefSeq lists its product as uncharacterized. NCBI's taxonomy places the organism in Eukaryota, Viridiplantae, Streptophyta, Magnoliopsida, Asterales, Asteraceae. Gene Ontology annotation, molecular function: zinc ion binding. The transcript is spliced from 3 exons. The coding region runs from base 1 to 465 and encodes 154 amino acids. The record is from RefSeq and is a predicted model, not a curated record.
AUGCCGACAAAACGAAAUGGUCAAGAUUACAUUUUGCUAGAAUGUGUUACAAUCAAUGGUAUUACGACCAUCUUGAAGUUGCAGCCUCACUUGAACAGGAGUACACCUUGGGCGGAGGAAAAAGUGAUUAAAAGAAUUAACAAAAGUGCAACAUGGACAACACACACUAAUAUAAGCAUCGUGUUUGAAGUAAGAGAUGGCCAUAAGAAUGGUGUUGUUGAUCUACUACAACAGACUUGUAGUUGUAGGCAAUGGAGACUGUAUGGUUUACCAUGUGGUCAUGUGAUAGCAGUUUGCAGGAGGACUGGAUUGACGAAAACGAAUUUUUGGGCGACAAAAUACUACACGACGCAAAUUUAUCGAGCUACAUACUUGGAGGUACUAAAUCCUGUUAAUCCUUGUGCGGCAUGGGAAUAUCUCACUGAACAUAUGACCUUGAAACCACCUCUUGUGGAUAAAAAAUGA